Messenger RNA from Oldenlandia corymbosa var. corymbosa, 2891 nucleotides. NCBI's taxonomy places the organism in Eukaryota, Viridiplantae, Streptophyta, Magnoliopsida, Gentianales, Rubiaceae. The record is from the annotation of a GenBank genome assembly.
CUGCUAAAAACAGCUACAUUUUCUACUGUACUCGUUUUAGUAAGUUCACUCAUUCACUCAAUACUUCCAGAGACAGAGAGACGGGUAAAGAUUUUUAUGGAUUCUUUCCCAAACGAACAGAAUCUGCCAACAUAAUUACAAAUCAAAUACGCCAUAAAAAGCAUCACAAAGAUUGGAUCACAGCUAUAUUUUUCAUCCCAGUCCGUGAUCCCUUCAGUCGGUGCUUUCACUUUUUCUGAUUUCAUUGCUCAAAAGGGCCUCGCCAAGUUCCCGUUUUUUUGUUGCUCUGAGUCCCCAACUCCCCCAGGUUUUCAUUUUGGUGGCUAAAAAGGAUGGGAAAGUACAUGCUAGCUCUUCAUCUCUGGCUGAUCGAGAUUUGAAACUAUGAUCUCGAAAAUUAUUAGUUUAUCCAUGUUGUUGGUGCUUAAUGUUGGCCUUGCUGGAGUUCGAUAUUAUGUCCGCAAAGGCUAAAGCUUUUCUGAACUUUUUUAAUAUUGGUUCACUUAGUUACCAAGGCGGGACACUGCAUUUUGUUAUUUUAUUGAUGCCAUAGUGUAUCACAGUCUUUCAGUUUACAGAAAUAUUUCAACAAUGGAUAAGGAAGUGUCAUAUCAAAGGGAAGAUGUAAAUGUCAUGAUUUCUUCACCUGGUGAGAUGGGAGGGCCAGCUUGUAGGGUGUGCCAAUGUACAGAAAGUGAUAAAAUGGGGGAUGCUGUAUUAGGUUUCUUGGGCAUUCUUUCACCAUCAAUGGAUGGGCACUGUUGCAACCAGGCCAUGAAGCUUGAAGAUGAAAAUGCUUCACAAGAUCGUGAAAAGGACUCAUAUAGCAGAAAUGUAAAGAAAAAAUCUGAAGUUGUUGAAUUUGUUAGUCCCAAAGGGGAGGUUUUUAUCUGUAACGCUGAUGUUGAAAUGGGGUACGCUGAGAGUGAAGACAAACUUUUGGAACUUGGUUGUUCUUGCAAAAAUGACCUUGCUCUAGUUCACUAUGCAUGUGCCCUUAAGUGGUUUGUAAACCAUGGAUCAACAGUUUGCGAGAUCUGUGGUUGUGUUGCAAGCAAUAUUAGUACUUCAGAUAUCAAGAAAGUUAAGAAUGCUUUGAAGGAAUAUGAAGCACUGAGGCAAAAAACAGUGAAUGGCGUACCUAUUCAUGCACAAGUACAACGGAAUUCAGGUGUGGAUCCUGAUGCUGUGGCUGCUAUUCGAAGACUACGGCUUAGUGAAAUCUCAUUAUGGUUUAAUCCUAAUAAUAACUUGUCAUCGUCACUUGUCCAUGGUGUCAAUGAGCAAUCUUCUACUUCCAGUCCUGGGGCGGAAGAACUUGUAUCCAAUGAGAAUACUGCAGCCAAGUGGGUUGUUGAGGGUACUGGAAUUCUUCUGGCAACUGGAUUGCUGACUGUUACCCUGGCAUGGCUCAUUGCUCCUCAUGUAGGAAAGCGAACAGCAAAAAAUGGUCUGCAUAUACUUCUCGGAGGCGUUUGUGCUUUAGCAGUUGUUAUCUUCUUUCGCUUUGUAAGUUAUAUCAUGUACUUUGGCCUUUUCUAUUCUGUCACAUGCAUUUCCAGUCCUUGUCUGAUUUCAGUUGUGUGGAAAGCUACGUGAGUAUGCGCUUUGAGAAAGCUUAUUAUGCUUACCGCUGAUGACCUGCCAUCGAUAAUAUGUUGUACCUGAACCCAAACCUGCUAAAUUGGCAAGCAAAAAAUUACUGAAGUGAGUUAGUUUAAUGUUACGCUGUAAAAUCUUUGGUUGGCUACAUAAUACUUGAAUUGUAAUAGUUUUGAACUGAUAAUUUCUUGCUAAAUCCUUGAGCUGAGGAAACGGGUUGUUUAUAGAGUUAACUUUGCUACUCUUUGUAAAGUAUUUAAAACCAAAAAAAAGAGUUUUUAUGGAGGAAACUAGGUGCUUAAAAUACAUGAUUAACUUUGUCACUGUUCGUGAAAGUAUUUAAAACCAGAAAGGAGCGUUUAUUUUAUAAGAGUAAAGCACCGCAAGUGAUCAUUCACCACUUUGAGUCAAAAGCAGGAAUGGAUUCUUAACCAUUGAAGGGCUGUACAUUUGAGUGGUUCAAUUUAUGUUCAAAUGGCAUUCCACUUUAAGCUUGAUUUGUGCUAUAUAUAUAUAUAUGCAUUGUCGUUGGAGCCAUUUAAACUUUCUGGAAAUGAUAUAAAACCCAUGAUGAGGUUGAUGAAAGAAGCCAAUGUGAAUGAUUGGAUUGAAAAAUUGACCAUUCUUCAUUUUGUUUGCCUUUAGAUAUAAAUAAACACUUACGUGACCAGAUCUGUAGCAUUAUCAACUUUGUGAUUACAUACUGCGAGUGAUUAAGUUUAUGUUGUUUUCUUGAUGCUCUUUUGACCUAACUUCCAUUAUUUUUCCAUAUGUGUGUAGUUUGUGCUGACAAGAAUCAAGUACGGACCAGCACGUUAUUGGGCAAUCUUGUUUGUAUUUUGGUUUCUUGUAUUUGGUAUAUGGGCUUCAAGAGCGCAUGGCGCCCAUUCAACAUGACCUGUUUGUAAUCUAUUUUUCCAUUAUCGUGGAAUUCUAAUACUGCAGAGUGCAGAGAUAGUUGGUUUUCCUUUUUCCUGUGGAGUAUGGUAUAUUGCUCUUCAGGAAGUAGCUAGGCAUAUAUAUUCAAUUUGAUCGCUCGGGGAAGGUACAAUUUGUAGGUAGUGUUGGCUGCUAUAUUCUAUUAUAUAUUUAGUGAAAUAACUUAUCAGAAAUGUCAUGAAGUUGUUAUUGGUAUUUCCCAUGUUUCUUUCAGAGCCAAUUUACUUGGGAAUGAUCAAAACUGUUUGGUGGUGAAAUUUGAGUAGAAUUCCCAGCUAGUAGUUGCCUUUGUUUUCUCGCUUUUUGGAGAAUGAUGUCCAUGCUUUCCUUCUCAAAAUGUGCUGUUGGGU